Messenger RNA from Verruconis gallopava, 1854 nucleotides. RefSeq lists its product as uncharacterized. Gene Ontology annotation, molecular function: GTP binding. The coding region runs from base 15 to 1079 and encodes 354 amino acids. Lineage: Eukaryota; Fungi; Ascomycota; Dothideomycetes; Venturiales; Sympoventuriaceae. The transcript has a single exon. The record is from RefSeq and is a predicted model, not a curated record. Gene Ontology annotation, cellular component: mitochondrion.
GAUGCGCGAAUGCAAUGCACAUCCGAACCCAGAUGCAUAGAGGUCAUGCUAUUAUAGAAAAUUUAUCAAGAGCAAGAUGUAUGUCCACAAGUACAUCCAGCACCGCCCUUGCUUCCCAUGUCCUCAACUCAUACACAACCGCUGCACCGUCCCUCCAGGACCUUGACCGUGCGAAUCGAUAUUUCACGAACGGCCCCGUUGCCUUCCUAUUUUCUGCGUCGAAGCUUCCCAAUAUCCCAAUAGACUCCAAAAUCCCAGAGAUAGCGUUUCUGGGACGCUCAAACGUAGGGAAGAGCUCCUUGUUGAACGCGCUACUGAACAAGAAGAAUGCAAAAAUCGCACACGAGAGCAAGCAUCCCGGUCGCACGAAGACCAUGAACUUCUUCGGCGUAGGACCCGCGGCUGAAGUCCCAGGUACCAGGCGCGUGGCAAAAAAAGGACAGAGUCUAGAGAUGCUGGAGAAGGCGGGAUCCAAGGAAUUGAAGAAGGGCACUGAGGUUAGGAACGUGAUAGGGCAGGGCGGCGGCAUUGUGGUUGUAGAUUGCCCUGGGUAUGGAUUUGGAUCUAAAGAGGCAUGGGGAGACGUGGUCAUUCGAUAUUUACAGAAGAGAAAGCAGCUCGCCAUUGCGUACUUGCUUGUAGACAUCAAUGUCGGCUUGAAGAAGAGUGACGAACAGACCUUGGAGCUGCUACGAGAGGCCAAUACGCCACAUCAGAUUAUUCUCUCCAAGGUGGACAAAGUUCUGUUUCCCUCUGGAAAAUUGGACAUGGAGCGCCUGUCUCAACGGAUUGAGAGAUUGGACGAUAUGCGUCGCAAUUUUAAGACGAAGGUCUUGGAUCAAUUCGCCGGAACGAGCUUGUGUACUGAUAUCCUAUGUACGAGCUCCAACAACCUCCCACUCGGAAAGUACAAGAGAAUCGGCAUCGAAGAACUUCAGUACGCGGCUUUGCACACGGCCGGUCUCUUUGGCGAAGGCAAGGAGAUUGAUAACUAUGAAAAGGAGCGAGAGCUGAGUGAGUAUCACGGCAUUGUGAGCUGGGACCAACUUGGAGAUCUCAACACGGCAAUCAAAAGCUGAACGAGCUUAGCGCUGAGUGGAAUUCUACAAACGCCUAGGGAGCUACUGGAUUGAUUCUCGUCCUGAAUCAAUCCUUCUAUGAAAAUUUUGGCUUCCUUUCUAUCAAGCUUCCUUGUCCAAACUUUCGUCCGCAACUGGCUUCCCGAAACGAAGCCAGAUUCCAAUCGCAAACAGCACUGAGACAUCUACGUCGCUAAGAGCGGCAUCAGAGAUAUGGCUGGAUGGAUGGCUCUGCGCGCCCAAGAUGCGAGCGAAUGAAAGGUCGUUCAGUUGAUUUCGUGAAAGCUCUGGAGAUCUAUGGUGUGUACGCAAGCUGAUACAUCGAAUGAAGUAGGGUUUGGGGGAACACAAGAGCAAACCCUCCUACUGCAAAAGCUGCGGUUAUUACGGUUGGUGUCGGACUAAUCGUUAUUUCCGCAAGGCGAGAUCAUUCUCCUCUCGACAUGAAAGACAGAGGUUUUGUUGGAACGCGUUACGUUUCCCAGGGCCAUUCACAGUUUGGCACAAAUACAUUUGUAGAAGAAAAUUGAGGGCGGUCGAGGGCCGCAGACGGUACCCACUUAGAGGCUAAUGUACUCUUCUCAAACUCUGGGAAACGGAUUACACAACUCCAUCAUGUAAAUUGAUCCAGCUCCUCAUGACAAUGCAACAGUCGAUUUCCCAUAUAUCGUCUGGCGGGAGCAUCGCGAUGCAAAUCUAUUUUGCCUCGCAAAGAGCGACCGAUUAUGAAAUAUUUGCCACUUUCGUCGUUGCCAUCAUCAAUUCGGAUGUCGAU